Molecule: messenger RNA, 618 nt
Organism: Carica papaya (papaya)
Lineage: Eukaryota; Viridiplantae; Streptophyta; Magnoliopsida; Brassicales; Caricaceae
Source: RefSeq, a predicted model, not a curated record
AUGUCUAACACCACAGGUGCUGCUCCUUUUUACGAAGUCGAUGAAUGCCGUGGAGUCCUCCGCGUUUACAGCGACGGCUCCGUUUGGCGGUCCACGAAACCAAGUUUCAAUAUUCCUGUUCAUGACGACGGCUCUGUUUUAUGGAAAGAUGUGUUGUUUGAUCCUUUACAUAACCUCGAGCUCAGGCUUUACAAGCCGGCUUCACUUCCCUCUUCCGCCAAGCUUCCUAUCUUCUUUUACAUCCAUGGCGGUGGCUUUUGUAUUGGCUCCCGUACUUGGCCUAAUUGUCAAAACUAUUGCCUCCGACUGGCGUUUUGGAGGCUAUCAAUACCAAUUGGAGAAACAACUGAUCAUCCACUUGUGAACCCAUUUGGACCAGUAAGCCGGAGUCUUGAACAUGUUGAUUUUGAUCCUAUUUUAGUUGUUGUUGGGGGAAGCGAUUUACUGAAAGACCGAGCAGAUGAUUAUGCGAAAAAGCUUAAGAAUUGGGGGAAAAUGAUAGAUUAUGUUGAAUUCGAAGGCAUGCAGCAUGGCUUCUUCACCAUUGACCCCAAUUCACAACAAGCACGUGAACUUAUGCUUAUCAUUAAACGUUUUAUCAAUGAAAAUUCCAGCUGA